Durio zibethinus is the source of this 2228-nucleotide messenger RNA. Its product is annotated as protein IQ-DOMAIN 17-like. NCBI's taxonomy places the organism in Eukaryota, Viridiplantae, Streptophyta, Magnoliopsida, Malvales, Malvaceae. The record is from RefSeq and is a predicted model, not a curated record. Gene Ontology annotation, molecular function: protein binding.
UAGAUCAGAUAGAUAUCACUGUAAAUAUAUUGAAUCUAAGCUAUUCGGUUUGGUUCUUUCCCUCUCUCUCAUGGAAAAAAAACCAUUAAAUUAUCUGUACAUCACCGUCUUCCUCUGGCAGAUAAAAGAGGUGGGCACUGUCAUUAAAACAAACAAGAAUCCAUAUUCCCAUCAUAUCUCUAUCUUACAGCUCUGGCUCUUUCUACUUAUCUUUUUUAGCUGUAUUUGCUGUAAAUGCAGCCUAGUUUAACUAUUUCUUUUAGAUGGGGAAGAAAGGAGGGACUUCAUGGUUGACUGCUGUGAAAAGGGCUUUUAGAUCUCCUACUAAAGAGAGUCAUGACAAUAGAAGUAGUAGAAGGGAGGAACCUGACCAGCUAGAAGAAGAUGAAGAAAAGAAGGGAGAUAAGCGAAGGUGGAUAUUUAGGAAACCCACAAGUCAAGAAACGGGAACGAAACAAGCCCCAGUGAAGGCUACAGGUAGUGGUGGUGCAGGUGCAGCAACAGAUGGUGCAACUGCGGCAGCAGAGCAAAGGUAUGCUAUUGCUGUGGCUGUGACUAAGGCAGCGGCAGCUGAGACUGCUGUGGCCACGGCUAAGGCGGCUGUACGUGGGGCUCGGUUGACUAGACCUUCUAAUUAUGCUAGAGAACACCACUAUGCUGCCAUUGUUAUUCAGACCGCUUUUAGAGGCUACCUGGCAAGGAGAGCUCUUCGUGCACUAAAAGGAUUGGUGAAGUUGCAAGCUUUAGUAAGAGGUCACAAUGUGAGAAAGCAAGCCAAGAUGACACUGCGGUGCAUGCAAGCUCUGGUUAGAGUGCAGGCUCGGGUUCGUGAUCAAAGAAUGAGGCUCUCGCAUGAUGGAAGCAGAAAAUCCGCAUUUAGCGAUACAAAUAGCGUAUGGGAAUCACGAUAUCUUCAAGACAAUACUGACAGAAAAUCACUAUCAAGAGAAGGAAUUAGCAUUGCAGAUGAUUGGGAUGAAAGGCCGCACACAGUUGAGGAAGUUAAAGCUAUGUUGCAACACAGAAAAGAAGCUGCUUUGAAGCGUGAAAAGAACUUUUCACAGGCAUUGUCUCAACAGAUGUGGAGAGCUCGUAGGAGCCCAUCAAUGGGUGAUGAAGACGAGCUCGAAGGUAGACCAAAAUGGCUUGAUCGUUGGAUGCCUGCUAAGCCAUGGGAUAACAGAGGAAGAGCUUCAACUGAUCAAAGAGAUCCUGUCAAAACUGUAGAAAUUGACACCUCCGAGCCUUACUCAUAUUUAGCACCUAAUUACCGAAGAACAAAUUCAAACCAAUAUCACCAACAUCAAACCCAAACCCAAAGGCCUAGUUCACCCCUGCAUAGAUCUCAACAGAAUGCACCCCACCACCACCCCCUGGUUACACCCUCUCCAUCCAAAACCCGACCUAUUCAAGUUCGGUCUGCGAGCCCUCGUUGUCUCAGAGAAGAUAGAAGCUCAAUUUCAUCUCAAACACCGAGCUUAAGGUCCAAUUACUAUUACAUUGGCAGGGUUGGUUCUCAUACUAGUGGUAGUGGCAAUAAUGCUGCUACAUUGCCUAAUUACAUGGCAGCAACUGAGUCUGCAAAGGCUAGAAUCAGGUCUCAAAGUGCACCAAGGCAGAGGCCAUCUACACCAGAGAGGGACCGAAUCGGUUCAGCAAGGAAACGGCUAUCAUUUCCGGUCCCAGAACCUUAUGGUGUUGGGAUGAGAUAUGGAUGUUAUGGUCAUGAUUUGAGGAGUCCAAGUUUCAAGAGUGUAAGUGGAUCACAUUUUGGUUUGGAACAACAGUCUAACUAUUCUUCUUGCUGUACUGAGAGCCUUGGCGGUGAGAUCUCCCCAUCUUCAACUAGUGAUCUUAGAAGGUGGUUGAGGUGAUCCUUGGUUGAAAGUUGAAAAACAGUUUGGUAAUUAUGUAGCUUCUUUGCCUAGUUUGCUUUUAUCUGUUUUGGAGAGGGUAGUGGGUGGCUAUUCGUUUAGGUAAUUGGAUGAUCAAAGUGUGUUCGUUGUUGAUUUUAUUUUUCACCAAUUUUUGUUUAAAAGUGACGCUAUAAGUGAGGCAAAUGUGAUGACCCUCCUCACUGGAAUCUUAUUUCAUGAGAUUCAUAACCAAAUUGAGUGACUCUUUUGACUGUCUAAUACUAUUAAGUAACUCCGUAAUUCUGUUCUUCUGUUGCCUCUACUUACAUAAAAACCUUCUUAUCUUUCCGUGUACAGUAUUCAAGUUUAGUC